AUGAAGUACACUACACUCACACUUGCCGCAUUCGUCUCAAUGGCUGCCGCUAUACGAGUUGGAAAAAUGGAUCGCACUCUGGGAAAUAUGAAUGACGCUGCUAUCAAGAGAGAAAAUCUUCCCAUUGCUGACCCUAUGCGUAAUGAGGAGUUGCCAAUCGCUGGUGAUGAAUCAAGGAUUGGCGAUAUCAUGAAGAUUCCUAUUACGACUGUCGACAAAUCCAAGAUUUAUCAACGAGAUGAGCACUUCAAAGAAGACUAG
Molecule: messenger RNA, 261 nt
Organism: Talaromyces marneffei
Lineage: Eukaryota; Fungi; Ascomycota; Eurotiomycetes; Eurotiales; Trichocomaceae
Exons: 2
Coding region: 1-261 (86 amino acids)
Source: RefSeq, a predicted model, not a curated record